AUGCAGCGAUACCCGUCCGAGAAUUGUGAAGCACCUCUUUUACAUCCGGAUGGAUGUAAUGAGGAAUGCCCUUCUUUUGUUUUGCAGCAGGAUCGCGGACAUGUUGACAGUAAGAGUACUGGCGAGAGAGAUGUCUUUUGUGACUCCAUUGCAGAGGAUACACCCUUCUUGCGGGAGUGGAAUCCAUCCCUGCCCCCGGAAUUGUCCGUGGUUCAAUAUCUCCCAAAAAGUCUGAGGAAUGUCGAGAAAGCGGCACCACCUGCUUGCGUUGCAUCUAUUGUGUGUGUCAUUGAAGGCACGUUUAUGCAGCUUUUGUUGUUGUUGUUGUUUAUUUUUCAUUGUGCCAUUACAUUCUAUGGGUAUUUUGCCAAUGUUGGGGAGACGAUAAUUAUCAGCUUUGUCGUUGUGUUUAUUUUCAAUGCAGAGCAUGCCUUAAUGAUCCUUAACGAAGGCAAAAAUCAUUUUGGACCGCCGCCAUUUCGAAUUGUCAUCCUUAUUACAGAAUGUUUUUUACUUUUGGCUCUCGCGUUGGAGCUAUUUGCAUUAAUAGUGUGGUGUGUGACUGCGAAGACGUUUGCGAAUCUCAUUGGUCUUCCGGUUGCCGUAAUGACGUUUUACCCACGGUGUCGACGGUUGCAAUUGGCAUUCCGUCGACGUGUCUCAUCGGAACGCCGCCGAUAUCGAGAAAAUGGCUUUGAUCUUGACCUGUCAAUUGUGCAUUCCACGGUGCUGGCGAUGUCGUGGCCAGCAGAAAACUUUGAACGUUGUUUUCGCAAUCCUGCUGAGGAAGUGGAGGCUCUGCUUGACAUGAUGUACGGCCCUCAUGCAUAUCUUGUGGUGAACCUCUGCUCAGAGCGGGGGUAUAAGAACCCCGGAUUAUUUCAUGGUAACUUCCUGCGCUACAUUAUGGAUGAUCAUAAUCCGGCGGAAUUAGACGAAAUGUUGUCGUUCGUCCGGAAAGCUGGAGGGUUUGUGCGCAAGGACCCUGAACAUCGGGCUGUUGUGGUGCACUGCAAGGGAGGUAAAGGACGCACUGGGACAAUGAUUUGUGCAUAUCUUAUGUACAGUGGUCUUCAGCCAACCGCAGGUAGAGCCUUGGAGCACUUUAGGGCGAUGCGUACGGCCCCUGGUGAAAGGUUUCAGGGUGUCCAGACGCCUUCACAGGAACGUUAUGUUCGCUACUUUGAAAAACUGUUGGCUUCAAUGAGGCCACCGUUUGCUUUAAAGAAGAACGUGCAUCCAAGAAGGAUCACACAUAUGGAGUUGCGUAACAUUCCGUUUCUCUGGUGGGAAGGGGGUAUCGGCAAACUCUGGUUUGUGGUGAUUUUAAAACCGUCUACGGAGAGACAUGUCAUCUACAUCUCCAACCCGACUGUUUCUUUUAACCCACACCCACCGGACGAUUCGGUGAUGCGUGUACGGUCCAGUUUGCAUGACAUCUGCGUGCCGACAGAGGAUUCUCUGUAUAGAGACUCCCAGGAAGUCAACUUGUCGACACCCAUUUCCCCGUGCCACGAUACCUUUUUUGUAAGCGUGUGUAAUCAGCGUAUUGAGUCCGCUACAUUUGAUAGAGAGUAUAGCGCUUCAGUAUUGAGGGAAAAGAAGGAGUUGAAGGUGACACUGGAGGCACGCCAGCUACAGAGUAUUUCGCCAGUCGUUGAUGAUGUAGUCGUCAAAUUCUACUAUGCGCAAAGGAGUCCUAACCCUCUUGCUCCUCCCAUGCAAUUUUGGUUUCACACAGCCAUGGAAGGGAAUGAAAUUCACCUCAGCAAGUUACAGUUGGACGGACCUCAUAGAGACGCAAAAGGAACGUGCUACCCGAAUGACUUUUCGGUUAUGUUACGGUUUAAGAACGUAGUGGAUAAGGAUUAG
This is a messenger RNA of Trypanosoma cruzi, 1872 nucleotides long. RefSeq names its product tyrosine phosphatase isoform, putative. Gene Ontology annotation, biological process: dephosphorylation. The record is from RefSeq and is a predicted model, not a curated record. The transcript has a single exon. Gene Ontology annotation, molecular function: phosphatidylinositol-3,4,5-trisphosphate 3-phosphatase activity; protein tyrosine/serine/threonine phosphatase activity. Bases 1 to 1872 code for a protein of 623 amino acids. NCBI's taxonomy places the organism in Eukaryota, Euglenozoa, Kinetoplastea, Trypanosomatida, Trypanosomatidae. Gene Ontology annotation, cellular component: cytosol.